AUGUUAAGCAGGAGCUGUAGGGUGUUAGUUGAGUGUCAUCACAGAUUUGUAUCCACGCAAUCGGGAAGCAGUAAGAAAACUGUUGGUCGGGAUGGUAGUGGAGUGGUCGAUCGUCGGCGAGCUGCUCAGUUUGUAGAUGCGCUUAAGAAGGGACCUUCGUUUGAGGAUUUUGUGAGUGGACGGGCGGCAGAAUUUAUUAUCGAUCCGUUGGAGCAGGCACGGCAGAAUUCGAAGGAUGACACUACUAAGUUGCCGGAGUGGUUGAAGGUGCCAAUUCCCAAAGGUCAGAACUUCCAUAGGUUGAAGCAAGAUGUGCGUGACUUGAAGUUGAGUACGGUGUGUGAAGAAGCGCGGUGUCCUAAUAUUGGAGAAUGCUGGGGCGGAAAAGAUGCGUCGAAUGCUACGGCUACGAUCAUGCUGCUUGGGGAUACAUGCACGAGAGGAUGUAGGUUUUGCUCUGUUAAGACUAGCCGGCGUCCUGGUAAGCCAGAUCCCAUGGAGCCAGAAAACACUGCGGCGGCAAUUUCGCGAUGGGGACUUGGGUAUGUUGUUUUGACUACUGUAGAUAGGGAUGAUCUACCUGAUGGUGGUGCAUACCAUUUGGCAGAAACUGUGCAGAAGGUUAAACAGAAGGCCCCACAAAUUCGUGUGGAGACAUUGUCUGGAGAUUUUAGAGGGGAUCUUGCCAUGGUUGAUGUGAUGGCCACUUCUGGAUUAGAUGUAUAUGCUCAUAAUUUGGAAACUGUCGAAGCCUUGACGCCACAUGUUAGGGAUAACCGUGCUACUUAUAGACAAUCCCUGGGUGUUUUAUCAAGAGCUAAGCAAACCGUCCCAGACCUGGUAACUAAAACCUCAUUGAUGCUGGGACUUGGUGAAACUGAUGAACAAGUACUACAGACCUUGAAGGACCUGCGUGAAAUUAAUUGUGACAUUGUCACGUUCGGUCAGUACAUGAGACCUACAAAGAGGCAUAUGAAGGUUGUGGAGUAUGUAAGACCUGAAAAGUUCGAAUACUGGAAAAACAAAGCACUAGAGCUGGGUUUCCUGUAUUGUGCUUCUGGUCCGUUAGUAAGAUCAUCCUACAAGGCAGGAGAAGCCUUUAUUGAAAAUAUCCUCAAGAAAAGAGCGGCCAAGGAGACAACCAAUUAG
Messenger RNA from Eremothecium cymbalariae DBVPG#7215, 1149 nucleotides. It is a transcript of the gene LIP5, whose product is annotated as lipoate synthase. Gene Ontology annotation, biological process: lipoate biosynthetic process. Gene Ontology annotation, molecular function: 4 iron, 4 sulfur cluster binding; lipoate synthase activity. Gene Ontology annotation, cellular component: mitochondrion. The record is from RefSeq and is a predicted model, not a curated record. The coding region runs from base 1 to 1149 and encodes 382 amino acids. The transcript has a single exon. NCBI's taxonomy places the organism in Eukaryota, Fungi, Ascomycota, Saccharomycetes, Saccharomycetales, Saccharomycetaceae.